UUAGAUAUGACAAAAUAAGAGGUCUUUAUUUGCAAUCCCCCACUUCCUCCGUCAUUGAUUUCUUUCCUCACUCAUAUCAUGCCUCUUAGAUUCUCUGUUUGCUGCAUCACACACAAAACUCUUUCUUCAAAAUUGGUUGUGUUGAUCUUGGGUUAGAGAAAAGAACACAUCUUUCCACCUUUCUUUCAAUUUUGACAUAAUCGCAGUUGGGAGUUUGCUUUAUCUGGAUCCCAUGUAAUCUGAUGAAAACAUAAUUGAGGUGUAACCUAAUUAUUGGGUUUAUGGGUUGAUUCCCAUAUUUUGUUUUUCAUAUUGAAGUUGUGAAGUUGGUUGAUUCCCAUUCUCUUGUCCAUAUAAAAAAAAAGAAAAAAGCCAACCUGGUGCUCUGUUUCUGCUGCUGGGUUCUGGUUCUUCUCUACCCAUUUCCAUUAACCAAUGGUUGAACCAAAUAGCAAGGGUGGUUACAACUUGAGAAAAAGAAAGAAGAAAGAUGUUGCUGACGACAUGGUCAGUGGAUUGCCGGAUGAAAUUCUUGUGAGUAUACUGUCUCUGUUGCCCCUAAAGGAAGCACAAGCUACUAGCAUCCUUUCUAGGAGGUGGCAGUAUUUGUGGGCCUAUAGUACCAAUCUCAACUUUGAUGGUGAGAAAAAUUUAAUGAGAUUGAAUGAGCUCAAAGGAGAAGCGUGCGAAUUGGAAAUGUGUAGGUACGUCAAUUGGGUGGAUAGUGUGUUGAAACAGCAUAGAGCCUUAAACAUCGAGCGAUUCAGGGUUUUUUUUAAACUUGGUCCUAGAAUUUGUAUUGAUGAAUGGAUUCAAUUUGCAAUGAGGAAAGGAGUUCAAGUGCUUGAGUUGGACUUCUCUGCAUAUAUCCGUUAUCUAUUGAUUGGGAAAUACAGAUUUAGUAACAAACUGUUAGGUAUCAGCGAAACCUCUGGUUUGAAGUCCUUGUGUUCUGAAUACAUUGGUUUUAAGUGCCUCAAAGUUUUUGAUUUGAAAUCAGUUGAUGUAGACCAAGAAGUUCUUGAGUACUUCAUUUCAAACUGUCCUGUUCUCGAACGACUGGUCGUGUAUGGUUCCUCAUCAUUGGUUAAUCUGAGAGUUGUUGGUCAUUCAAUUGCAUUGAAGUACUUGGUGAUACGAAGAUGUGAAAAUAUCAAAACCAUUCAAAUUUGUGAUGCAAACCUAGUUUCAUUUUGUUAUGAUGGAUAUGUGAGAAACUUGGUUCUUAGUAAUCUUCCACUACUUGUUGAGGUUUCCAUUGUUGGAUGGUUGCCACAUGAUUUCUUAGAGAUUACCUUCUUUCACCUGUCCUGCUGUCUUUCUCAACUGGAGAUUCUCAAUCUCAAUUAUAUGAAAGCGUGUUGUGAAAGGGAUCCCAUAAUUCCUUCAUUACCUAAUCUCAAGCGUUUGGAAUUAGCAAUUUAUGAAACUGAAAAUUUUGCUCUUCUUCAUCUCGCAUCUUUCAUAAAGAAAGCUCCUUGCAUGCAUACACUUGUGUUGCGGUUAUCACAAUCAUGGAGUAAAAAAAGUCCCUUUGCCAAGAAGACAGCUGCAAAAUGCUCCCAUGAUCGUCUAAAGGUGGUGGAAAUAGUAGGGUACAGUGGCCUCAGCCGUCAGAUUGAACUUGUAAUGUACUUGACAAAAACUGCAAGUAAUCUGGAGAAAAUUGUUUUUGAUUCUGUUAAUUCUUGGAGGCCAAGAUUCGACAGACUACGAGAUCUUGUAGUGGAGAAGGAAGAAUUGUCAAGAGCUCAGGCCCUGCAGCUUAAAAGAAAAUUGCCAGCAACUCUAGAAGUUGUGUGCCUGUAGCUACAACAGCCUUAGUAGAAACUACAUUGCUAAAUUAUUUGUAUUGAAUAAUGAAUGCUUCUUUUUAAUUUGUUGUUAUGAAAACUACAAGCUCAAUUUGCAGUUGAAUUAAUGAUGAAUGUUUGUAAUAUACUGCACCGCUUAAAUGGUGUUUUGCAAA
This is a messenger RNA of Rosa chinensis, 1969 nucleotides long. RefSeq names its product putative F-box protein At3g58860. The record is from RefSeq and is a predicted model, not a curated record. Bases 436 to 1809 code for a protein of 457 amino acids. Gene Ontology annotation, molecular function: protein binding. Lineage: Eukaryota; Viridiplantae; Streptophyta; Magnoliopsida; Rosales; Rosaceae. The transcript is spliced from 4 exons.